Drosophila elegans is the source of this 1357-nucleotide messenger RNA. RefSeq lists its product as uncharacterized. The transcript is spliced from 5 exons. The coding region runs from base 194 to 703 and encodes 169 amino acids. Lineage: Eukaryota; Metazoa; Arthropoda; Insecta; Diptera; Drosophilidae. Gene Ontology annotation, cellular component: membrane; endoplasmic reticulum. Gene Ontology annotation, molecular function: protein-macromolecule adaptor activity. The record is from RefSeq and is a predicted model, not a curated record.
ACGGCGAAGUGUUGUUGGCGACGGAACAAAAAUUGGUCGCAUUGAUCGGUUUAAAUAAAACCAAUAAAAAAUAAACAAUCGCUGCAGCAUAAAAUCGGUUUCGUGGGUUUUAAGAGUCCCAUAUUCGAGUAUUACGCAUACGCCGGGUGUGACGGGGCUUGGGUUUGCAGAGUAACUUGGAAAUCGCUGCAAAAUGGCUGCCAUGCAGUCUGGCGGACGACCCCGCGAACGCCUGCUCUAUGCCUUCCGGGGAUGGAUAGCCUUUGUGGCCUUCAUGGACUUGGGCACGGCUUUCCGGAGCUAUAUCGAGAGGCGCAGCUUCCUGGGCGACCACAGUGACACCCAGUUCAUAGAGGGUGACUAUACCAUAUCGCGCAUUAUCGGGAUGUACUGCCUGCUCAAGGCCAUAGCUCUGGUUCACUGCACCCUCUAUAUCCACUAUAGGCCGGUUGUGAGCAUGGGCGGCUGCUCCUUGGCCCUCACAAUGGUCUUCUACGCCACCGAGGCGCUCUACUUUCGCUCCAGCACCAUCAACUUUUACGUGAUCUUCCCUUGCGUGCUGAAUUCUAUCACUCUAUUGGGCCUAAUCUAUAUUCCCAAACGACUGCGGCUCUGGGAGCCAAACAUGGAUCUCGAUGACGAAAACUCGCAGCUUCUGAAGCAGAUGACGGGCUUUAAGAGACGUCGUGCGAAAAAACAAUAAUUAUAUGUUUAAAAACACUGAAAAGUAGGGGCAGGAAACCUUAUCAGUUUUCAGAAGGGCAGUAUUGUGGAGUAAUCGCAAGUUUUGCAAUUUGGACUGAAUUGGUGUGAUAGGCAUGGCAUCAAGUUCAUCAUUAUAAACUUAAAAGCAAUACUGAAAACAACGCCAAAUUAGUGAUUUUCCAUAAACUAGGUACUAAAGGGACACAUUAGUCGCGGAAUAAGUCAAUUUGUGGCAUAAUCAAUUCAAGACCUACAUAUGUUGUACUUCCUUUUUAUAAACAAUAUUUAUAUACAUUUAAAAAUGUAUAGCACAAUAGAGUUUUUGCACUUUUUAGUGUUAAAAAUCUAUAUUAGGAAUAAUUCGACAUUAUCAGAAUUAGCACCCAAGUUAAACAAUUCAAAUCGAAAGGCUUUAAAUUAACAAAUAAGUUCAUAACCACCUUAUUUAGUGUUACGUUGGACUUUUUCAUUACAUAUACGAUUAUCAAUUUAUGGAACUUGCUUCCGGAUCCUAAAAUUAAGCAAAUGCAUAGUUAAAAUUUUAUACUCAUCACAUAUGAUUAAUAGUUAUAUACCUAAAGAAAAACAAUAAUAGUUUUGUACGCAUUAUGUAGAAAAUGUUUGAAUAAAAAUUUAAAUUUCCAAAAAAAAA